GGGUAAGGGAUACGAUCAUCCGAGUGUGGUUUCCCUUUCUUUUUAAAAUUUUUACAAGUCAAAAUUCCCAAAGGCCGCCAAUGGAGAUCAAGAUGGGAUGAUGAUACUGUACUUCUGAUAGAGAGAUGAGUCCUGCUUUACGAUUUCUACAGCGGAUGAGGGCCAUAACCUCACCAUGUUCACUUCUUUCUCAUUCAAGAAUUCCAUUGCAGUUUAUGGAAAAUUUGAACCGUCUAGGGCAUGGAUGAAGGGCGUUGAACCUGCGCUAUAUAAUCGUGCGUCGAUAUCUCACUGGAAGUUAUAUAUACUAAAGAAUUAUGUUCAGGAUUUCUGUAAAUCAGGACGGAAAUUCCCUAUGGGGACUAUAUUUGGUGCAUCAAUUGUAUAUGGAUCAGUCACCCUUUGGCCACGCAUUUCCUAUGCUAUGGACGGUUUUGAUGUCUUAGUGUAUGAUCAUGAUGCUGAUCUGUUGGGUGUGUCAGACAGAGAAGAAGAUCCACAUGCGAUGUUGGCAUUUUCAAGGAAAAUGUGGCUGCCCGUUUUUCUCUUCUUAACUGUGCUGCUGAACUGGAAUCAUCCUGUUGUCCUUGCAGCUAAAGUUUUUUUUUUCCUUCUAAGCACCAAGCCCAGACCUUUCUCAGUUUACCUAUUUGUUGAAAAGUUACGCCGUCGAUCUAUGAGCCAACAGCCUCUCUUCUACAAAUUUAAUUCAUUAUAUGCCAGCAAAGUUGAAGUUGAAGACUAUGCAUUUCUCUGCCUGGCUAGAGUUGAAUUAAAAGGUCAGAAGUUCACUUUGAUUGGAAUUCUGGGUAGCUGGUGGGUUUUGCCAUUGUCACCAUCGGAGGGAGAAUUUUCUGUAUUUGGAAACAUCAAUCUCAAGAAUUAUUCCAGAUUAUGAGAUAACUAGGAAAAAUAGCUACUAUUUCAAAUUCAUGGUUGUUAACUGGACUACUCUCUUUAGAGUUUCUUUCCAGUUCUGUUUUUCAUUAUUCAGGGGAUAUAUAUUUUCUUUCUUUUUGGGGACUUAAUGACAGAAAAUGUGAAUUGAAUACCACUCUGUACAAAAGAAGAAUUUUUUUCAGCUA
This is a messenger RNA of Cornus florida, 1085 nucleotides long. RefSeq lists its product as uncharacterized. The coding region runs from base 176 to 898 and encodes 240 amino acids. The record is from RefSeq and is a predicted model, not a curated record. NCBI's taxonomy places the organism in Eukaryota, Viridiplantae, Streptophyta, Magnoliopsida, Cornales, Cornaceae. The transcript is spliced from 6 exons.